Messenger RNA from Mya arenaria, 1678 nucleotides. Its product is annotated as heme-binding protein 2-like. The transcript is spliced from 5 exons. The record is from RefSeq and is a predicted model, not a curated record. The coding region runs from base 145 to 810 and encodes 221 amino acids. NCBI's taxonomy places the organism in Eukaryota, Metazoa, Mollusca, Bivalvia, Myida, Myidae.
AUACCUUUUGUUUAAAGUGGACUAAACCUCACAUGACUGUCAUGUGACUUGUUGUAUAACUAGUUUACCUACCCCAUUUACUGUUAACUCAUAUUUAACAACCGACGCUUACAUUUCUGAUUGCUUACAGCACGAAUUAUUAAAAUGGACAAGGCAGCACUCAUUUCCAUGUUCAUAACAUUUGUGAUGAGCAACGAUGUGUUGAAGUAUGAGCCAGCCAACCAGCGCACGGUUGAGUCAUCUGGUGUUCCAAAGUUCUGCCACAAGCUAGCUUGUCCUGCAUUUGAGGUCAUCAAAACAACCAAGGAGUAUGAGGAACGCGAAUAUGCUGCGACAGAAUGGGUAUCAACCCAACAAACCAACAUGGACUACGAGAAGGCCUCUUAUACCAUGUUUGAGAGGCUGUUUAAAUACAUCAAAGGUGCAAAUGAGAAGAAGAAGCCAAUAAAGAUGACAUGCCCUGUUGUAAACCGGAUCAUCCCUGGCGCUGGCCCGGCAUGUGAGUCCAACUUCACUAUGUCAUUCUUUGUGGCACCUAUCCAGAAACCCGCUCCAGCACCUACUGACCCUUCAGUUUUCCUUAACAAUGCACCCAGAUUCACAGCUUACGUCAGGCAAUUUAGUGGCUAUGCGAUGACGUACGAUGUGUGGCGUGACCAGGCUGUUGCCCUUGCGAAGGCACUGAAGGUUGAUGGGGUGGAGUUCCGCACGGACAUGUACUGGACCGCCGGCUAUGACUCGCCAUUCGAGCUAUUUAACAGGCACAAUGAAGUCUGGUUCCUUGGCAAGAAUGAAAACCUUUCCCUGUAAUACAGUACUAAAAUACGGCUCAAGUGUAACGAUUUGUGACGAUUUUGACAUUUCAAGAAAUAAUAUCACCUAAAGGAUUCAGCUGAUUCUAUAAUAAACAAUGAUGUGUUGUUGUCUUUUAAAAUUGAGGUGAAUUAAGAUUUCUGUUUCAUAUUUAAAUAUGUUUGUAUUAAUAUCCGCAAUAUAUGUACUUUACGGUUAAAUAUUUGGUUGUAUUAUAUUUAAUGAGGAGAGAAUCAUCCAUUAAUAGCAAGAAUUUGAUAGAAUGAGAUUAUUAUGUAAAAAAUAUGUCCCGUGUACUGUAGAGUCAAUGUACCUGUAGGUCUCCUAUAUACUGAACAAUCUCUGUACGAUAGAAUCUCAUCGUCUUUUUAAUGCUGUGCUUGUUUUACAGGAAGAUCUUCUUCAAUUAAAAUUGUACAUUUUCCUUAAAUUUUAUUAUUUCCUAAACUGUUUUAUUCCACUGUUGGAGAGUGUUAUGCUUAAUGUAUGUCCUGCAAUUGAAAUAAUAUGGCUAUGCAAGCACCAUUUGAGAGUAUAAUAUUUUUUUAAGAAAUAGAACUUUUCAAAAUUUUACUUAAAACUUUAAAACGUUCCUUCUGUGUAAAAGGCCUAUUGUCCUCUUUUGUAUGAUGUUUGUUUAAAAGUGACCAUGUUAUUAUAUUCCUUUUUUAUACGUUUGUCAAAACAUGUUUUGCGAUUAAUUCCAUGUUUAUGUGCUUGAUAUGUCUUUCUGUUCCUAAGCCUUACUAAGUGUCAUCACUCUUGAAUGUUUUGAUAAUAAGAACUUGUGUUAGCUUUUGUAUUUACUUUAUAAUACACUAUAUAAAGAAUACGUAUAUGGAAAUAAAAGAGAGAGAGAGACGUA